Messenger RNA from Cicer arietinum (chickpea), 1987 nucleotides. Its product is annotated as phenylalanine--tRNA ligase, chloroplastic/mitochondrial. NCBI's taxonomy places the organism in Eukaryota, Viridiplantae, Streptophyta, Magnoliopsida, Fabales, Fabaceae. Gene Ontology annotation, biological process: phenylalanyl-tRNA aminoacylation. The record is from RefSeq and is a predicted model, not a curated record. Gene Ontology annotation, cellular component: mitochondrion; cytoplasm. Gene Ontology annotation, molecular function: tRNA binding; phenylalanine-tRNA ligase activity; ATP binding.
ACUUGAAUUGAAUCCACGUGUAUGGUUUUUCACACUCACUGCUCUGAGUCUAUCUUCUCUCUCACCCGCGGCGGCCACAUCUCCUAAUUUUGCGUUUCCGGCUUCGUUGCCGUCGUGGUCUGUAGCCUCCAGUCUGCGUGAGACCGCGAGUUCGUGUUCGUCUCCCCCGUGCGCCGUGCUGCUGCUGCGUCCGCCGUCCAGCAGUCUCUGUUCUGCACAGCACUUGAAGUUGAAGUUGAAGUUGAACUGCCACAACUAAACUCUGUGCCCGGCCGGGUCAGUUUCCUUCUUUACAAAAUGGUGAUCCUUUUCGUUAAUUUUUUGUUUCCAUUUCAUCAUUGAAAUUUCAUUUGUGUGGAUAUGAUGAUGAUCUCUUCCAUGCAUACUACACUUUUUGUCGGGACCUCUCUCUUUCGUCAUACUAAUAGCCUCAGAACCUUAAAAUUUUGUUUACCUUUCUCAUCUUCCGCUGCUUCUUCUCUUUCUAUUGACAAGAAGAAAUGGAGGCAAUCAGUUUUCUCAGCAUUGGAAGUUGGUGGAGUCAAGAUUACCAGACAAGAUGUAGUGAGGGACGAUCCAACAAAUAAUGUUCCAGACAACAUAUUUUCCAAACUUGGAAUGCAACUUCACAGGAGGAAUCAACACCCUCUUGGGAUACUGAAGAAUGCAAUAUAUGAGUAUUUUGACACAAAUUAUUCAAACAAGUUCAAUAAGUUGGACGACCUUUGUCCUAUAGUUUCACUGAAGCAGAACUUUGAUGAUGUCUUGGUUCCUGAAGACCAUGUCAGUAGGAGCUAUAAUGAUACAUAUUACAUAGACCCUCAAACUGUUUUAAGGUGCCACACAAGUGCUCAUCAGGCAGAAUUAUUGAGAAGUGGAUAUACUCAUUUCCUUGUAACAGGAGAUGUUUAUCGAAGGGAUUCAAUUGAUUCUACUCAUUAUCCUGUCUUCCAUCAAAUGGAAGGCUUUCGAGUUUUUGUUCCAGAAGAAUGGGAAGCAUCUGGGAUGGAUGCCACAUCAUUUUCAGCAGCAGACCUAAAGAAAUGCCUUGAGGGUCUAGCACGCCAUUUAUUUGGUGAUGUAGAAAUGCGCUGGGUCGAUACCUAUUUCCCAUUUACUAAUCCAUCAUUUGAACUUGAAAUAUAUUUCAAGGAAAAGUGGUUGGAGGUUUUGGGGUGUGGAGUGACGGAGCAAGAGAUUCUGAAUAGAAAUGGGCAACCUAAUAAUGUUGCUUGGGCUUUUGGCCUAGGUUUGGAGAGGUUAGCUAUGGUUCUAUUUGACAUACCGGAUAUUCGUCUCUUUUGGUCAAAUGAUGAGCGAUUUACCUCUCAGUUCUCCAAGGGCCAGUUAGGGGUUAAAUUUAAGCCGUAUUCAAAGUACCCUCCAUGUUACAAGGACAUCAGUUUCUGGAUCAAUGAAUCAUUUACUGAAAACAAUCUGUGUGAAGUUGUCAGAGGAGUAGCAGGGGAUCUUGUAGAAGAGGUGCAACUAAUAGACAAUUUUACCAACAAGAAAGGAAUGACCAGCCACUGCUAUAGGAUUGCAUAUAGGUCUAUGGAACGUUCUCUCACUGAUGAUGAAAUUAAUGACCUUCAGUGGAAAGUAAGAGAACUGGUUCAGAACAAAUUGGAAGUUGUCAUAAGAUGAGUUUUAAUGGUGGGCUUAAAAACUAUGCAGCUUUGCUCUGUUUCUUGUUCUCAUUUUUUUCUCGAUGUACAGAUGUUUUACCUCCUGUUACAGCAUCCCAAUAACGCUUUAGACAGAUGUAUUAUUUAUUUCGGCACGGCGAAUAUACACUACAUAGCCAUCCCAACAGGAAUCUGUAUCCUCAUUCCUCUCACUUUCCUUAAGAACGCAAUGUUGGCCUGUUAUGUUGUGCUGAGCAUUAUAUCUCUAUAACUAUUUCAAACUUUCUGUACCCUCUUUUCGACUUUUUCUAAUGUGCACAAAGUCAAAAGUAAAGUACAAAACUUCCACUUAUGUACCA